AUGGGAUGUCGAAGUUCCGUUGAAAUUAGUAUAUGGCAAAUAGGACUAUUAUUCCUCUUAUUCGUUAUACUACUCGGCGUUGGAAUUACAGGAUGGUUUCGUUCUGGAACAUUAACGGAAAUAACCACAGAUCCAGUGACACAACCAAAAACUCGUUUAAGAACAACAAAAACCCAGUUGUUUGUUGAAGAUAUUGGUUAUCCGCCAGUACUAACAGAUCCAAGUUUAUAUGUUCAAUGGACAUUUUUACAAAUGAAUGAUGUUUACGAAAUGAUAGCUCUGAACGGCGGGAAAAAAGGAGGACUCGCUAGAGUAGCAACAAUUAGAAAACUACUGUUAAAAGAAAAUCCGGACACAAUAACGUUUUUAGCUGGUGAUGUUGUCAGCCCAUCUGCAAUAGGUAAUAGUAUUGUCGAUGGCGCACCUUUAAACGGUAAACAAAUGAUUGCCUCGUUUAAUGUUUUGGGUCUCGAUUUCGCUACACUAGGUAAUCAUGAAUUUGACAUAAACGUGGUCGAUUUGAAGCAACGUUUAACGGAAUCUAAAUUUGAAUGGAUUGCAUCAAAUGUCUACGAGUUAAAUACAACAACACCAUUUCAUAAUGUUCUGCCAUAUAAAAUAAUUAAGAUAAAAGAUGUGAAAAUACUUAUAAUUGGUUUAACAAUUGGUGAAAAUCAAGGUAGUCCUCAAUAUGUUACAAUAACUCCACAACAAAAAUUAUCCGUAUUUGUUUUCAAAUAUUUAAAAUAUUUGAAAAAUGACUUGGGUUUAACAUGGAACGUGUUGGUUUGUUUGACGCAUUUAGACAUGUACUAUGAUAUUGAUGUUGUAGAGAAAAAUUUGGAUAUUGAUGUUGUUCUUGGUGGGCAUGAACAUGAAAACUAUUAUUUACAGCGUGGUGCAAGAUUUACACCGAUUUAUAAAGCGGAUGAUAAUGCCUUCAGUGUGUUCAUUCAUCGUUUUGCCUACAAUACAAAAACAAAACAUUUAUUAAUCUAUUCAACGUUAACACGAGUUACACCAAAAUUCAGUGAUGACGAAAUAACAGCUAAUGUGACAAAUUAUUAUUUUCAAGCUGGUUUAGAGGCUUUUCGACGAAAAGGUUUUGAACCUGAGAAAGUUGUUUGUGUUCUUCCUUCACAUAUGAUUUUUGAUGGACGAUCGACAGUGAUACGUUCUCAACAGUCACUAUUAACUGAAGUUUUGUGUAAAGCAAUGUUACUCUCAUCUGGUGGCUCAGUAUGUGUCUUUAAUUCUGGAGCAAUACGAUUAGACGAUACUAUAUCGGGUGUUAUUACGCAAUACGAUAUACUUCGAUGUCUACCAUUCGCUCCAGAAGUAAUUAAACUUAAUGUUCCUGGUAAUGUGCUGAAUCGUGUAUUAAAUAAAGGAUUAACAAAAAUCAAUACGGGAAUGUUCGUUAGCUAUUAUGGAGUAUUAUACGACCCAUUAAAUCAACAAUGGUUACUAGAAUCUACAAGAGAAAAUAUUGAUAAUUCAAAUUUAAUUAUUUCUACAACAACAAUACUAUAUUUUCAUAGAAAUACUGAAUUAAGUUAUUUACCAAUUUUUAGAACGUACGGUAGUCAAACACAUUCAUUAAUUUCCUAUUUGGAAAAAUUUUAUAAAAAACAUCAUAGUACGUUUAGAUUAUAA
Messenger RNA from Didymodactylos carnosus, 1656 nucleotides. The record is from the annotation of a GenBank genome assembly. Lineage: Eukaryota; Metazoa; Rotifera; Eurotatoria; Philodinida; Philodinidae.